This is a messenger RNA of Aspergillus thermomutatus, 2031 nucleotides long. Its product is annotated as transcription factor domain-containing protein. NCBI's taxonomy places the organism in Eukaryota, Fungi, Ascomycota, Eurotiomycetes, Eurotiales, Aspergillaceae. The coding region runs from base 1 to 2031 and encodes 676 amino acids. The record is from RefSeq and is a predicted model, not a curated record. Gene Ontology annotation, molecular function: DNA-binding transcription factor activity, RNA polymerase II-specific; zinc ion binding. The transcript is spliced from 3 exons. Gene Ontology annotation, biological process: regulation of DNA-templated transcription.
AUGUCGAGUCCUCAUAGCGAUCUCAGUCGCGCGCCGCGGAAAGGGACAAAGAGCUGCACAGAGUGCAGACGGCGCAAGGUUCGAUGUGUCCGAAUAUCUGAAGAUGCUAAGUCGUGUCGGCAAUGUGAAGAGCGAGGUUCAGCAUGUAUUGCGCAGUCAUCAGCCAGACGGAGGUCCUCUCGAGCACGGUUCUCCUCUCGAAAACGGAUUGCACAGCUGGAAUUCCAGGUUACUCAGCUCACAAAAAUUGUCAACGAUCUUGAAGUCAAGCUUGGGAGCCAACCGUCCCAGGUAAUACUCUCUGACACUGUUCAAGGUCCUGAUGCGCAAGAGUCCGAUGUCGAAAGUAGCGGGUCGGAUUUCCCCAUGACAGAUCGUCCAUCCCAUCUGCGCUCACUCUUCCAGAAUGACUGGCUCAGUGUCGACACGUCGCGAAAUGGGAACAAAGAUGAAGAGCGGCAGGGAAAAGUCUCCGCGCACUUCUCGCGUCUCAUGAGACCUCGACUACAGAGUUUAAUCCCGCCAAAAGAUGAGGUGAUCGAGAUUGCAGGAUCCUCAUUUGAUUGGCUGACCUUGCUACAUACCCUCCUACCGCAACCCUGUACGGUUGUCUCACAGCAAGAACUCCUCGUCAGGUACGAGGAGAUGUGUAGCCCUGAUGUGAACAUCGUUACUCUGGCUUCGUGGCUCCUAGCGCUGGCGAUCACGGCCCAACAACUUCCGCAAGGGACCGAGGAUCGUGGAGAUCAGCCCAGGAAAUGCCAGAAGAGUAAUAUCGGUCAGGGAAACUUCCAGAAGUCGUGGUUGACAAUACGGCGGCUCAUUGCCAUCGCAGAGCUGAUGGGCUUGCCCCGUAUACAUCAGGCAGUUCGGCUUGACAGGAUUAGCGGAAACGAUGACCAGCAUUCCUACAGCAUGGCUCAACUUUGGGAAUUGCUCUGCAACAUUGAAAGGCUAUCGGGAAUGAUCUUGAAUUUACCACCCGACACUCGGCGCUACCAACCGUCGCCCAGUCUACAGAUUAUCGUCGACGGCGUGGUUCAGUCCAACGUAUAUCUCACAAAGCUGCUGGAUAUUGCUGUUCGAAUACAUGAGAUAGAUGAAUCAAGUGCCAGUCAGGGGCCCGCGGCCGAACUCCACAUGACUGCUCUGGAGAUGUCUCGGGAUCUGGGUGCCCUUGCUGCUCAGACCCCCAGCACCUGGUGGCUUCUCAACGAGGAAUCGCCAGUCGACACCGACCAAAUAGUCCAGUUCUUUCACUAUUCAAUCUUGAUGCGAGUAUACCUUCCCAUGGCGUUGCGUCGAGACCCGCGACGGGAGUAUUUGCAUAGUCGGCUACCCUGCAUGGACGCUUGCGAUGCUGUGGCAAGGCGAUAUAUUAUCCUCAGACGAAAACUGCCUCCAGGCGUGUUCGUUGCACGAGUAAUAGACUUGCAAGCGUUUACAGCAACCGCGGUUCUCUUGCUCAUGUCCCGUAACACCUCCCCGACCGACCGGCGCAGUUUUCAUGUCGACACCAGUCAAAUUCAGGGCGUGAUCGCCGAAGUGAUCAAGAUUAUGGGACAAAGAUCCAAGGACCCUACGGGCUUUGAGUUUGCGGAACAAGCCUUUAAUACGCUGUGUGCCCUGAAUCAGCUUCUACGGCAGGAAGAAAACACUGCCUCUGAGCAGACGCUGACCUUGCAAGUUCCUCUACUCGGGAGGCUACAUAUCCGUCGGAAUGUGAAGUCAACACAGAUGACUGCGACAAACGCGAAUGAAUCGUCCCAGCUGGCUCCUUCUUCUCAAGCUCAAACUCAAGAUAAUAUAUCUGCAGCUUUGCUACAGGCUCCAGCUGGUUAUCAACUGCCCACUCUCAUGGACGGCGCGAGUGCUGUCCCGAAUGGGUGGCAAUGGAACGACUUUUCCUGGUCUAUCGAAGAUACCCAUGAGAGCCUAUUCAAUGAUGCUUUCAUGGGUGAUAGUAUCGAACAAACUGCCUUCUGGUACAAUACUCCCAAUAAUGCACCUGCCACGUGGAAUAGGUGCUGA